GGCGAUAAUGUUCAGUCAUGUGUUCAAGUCCGGGGGUAAGAAGAAGAAGGCCGAUUGAUGAGACGGACGAAUCUCGUACAGAAUACAAUACAAAGUUGUUGUUGUCGGAGGGAGUGAGAACCUGAAAACCAAAUUAUUCUGGAAGUCGCUAGUCUACAUAUUAUGGAUACAAAGAAAACUGUUAUUGUGACAGGAUUCCAACCUUUUGGAGAACAUAAAGUGAAUGCAAGCUGGAGUGCGGUGCAGGAGUUAGAGAAGCUGGGUUUGGGUGAGGACAUUAACCUACUGGUGAAGGAGAUCCCUGUGGAGUACAAGGCUGUCAGCAAACUCCUUCCAUCACUAUGGAAACAGUAUCAACCUGAGCUGGUGGUCCACGUUGGUGUCUCGGGAAUGGCCACCUCCGUUACCCUAGAACAGUGUGGGCACAAUUACGGAUACACCCGCCUGGACAACUGCCACUUCUGUCCAAAUUCACAAUGCUGCAUUAACGAAGGCCCUGAUUGCAUUAUGUCAGUCAUAGACAUGGAUUCUGUGUGCGAGAAAGUUAACUCCUCCAGUCAAGGUGUUGCUUUUUCUGUGUCAAAGGAUGCUGGCAGAUACUUAUGUGACUACACCUACUACACCUCACUGUACCUUGGCAACCGCAGGUGUGCUUUUGUACACGUGCCUCCCUUGGGGAAGCGCCACAGCGCGGAGGACCUGGGCCGAGCCCUUCAGGCCGUCGUCCUGGAGAUGCUCCAGUCAAUGGAGGACCAAAUGGACCAGGACCAGGACCACUGUCAGGACGAACACUGACCCAAGACUGCCAGCCUAAAGCUUCACAGAGUUUUAAGACUUCAUAAGACCGUUCAGUUGAGAGUUCUCUGUAAACACGAUGAGGUGCUUCUCUCUACUUCAGAUAUUCCACAACAGCACAAUCCCCACUGGCCAAGGUCAGUGGUGUUGGCCUCGGACCAGCCGUGCCUGUCUUUUGAGUGUGCAUGGCUCCGGACAAGCAAUUUAUGACAUUCAAUCUGUUGACACAGGUUACUUUGACCUUUGUUUAUGCUAGAGAUGUCAUCUAGAGAGUUGUCACAUAGUCUCUCUUUACUGACAGAGAAAUGAUUGCUCUUUAAGGGUGGGUUUAUUUAAAGGCUCGAACAUGUGGUUGCUAUGUUACAGAUGUACAUUCUUGUCUGUUGGCCUUGUGGAUUGUAGGAGCAGACUCCUAUUGCAUUCAUUUUGUGGUGUUACUAAAUGCCAAAAGAUUUGCGAUUUGAGCCUCAUAGUAGUUCAGUUUUUAUAUUUUGAACAGGAAAUCGUCUAAUUUUGUAUUUGUUGUCACCUAGAUACGGUCAUUGACAUCCAGCAUCAUAGAUCUUGGUGUUGUAGUGAGAUUUUGAUUAAGGACAGACUGUAGGAGCACGUUAUAUGGUGACGGCUGGUGUUGUCCAUUCCACAGCUGUAGUUGUCAUGGAAGCACUGCUGUAUAGUAAUCACACUGAAUAGACCUGUGAGCCACACUUAACAGCCGUGCUUGCCAAUGACAAUACGGUUUUAUUCAGAUUCCAUUACUGUUCUGUGAAAAUACAAUAAAGCGGUUAUGCAACUAAGUGUUUUGCAAAAGCAUAUUUUGUGUAUGUAUUUGCUGUGUUCAAAAUCAUUCAAUGAUGUCAAGGUUACUGUGAUUUUCUUUUGUUGAUGUAGUUAUGGUAAGCAAAACAAACUUUGACUGGUAUAUGUCAUUUUAGUAACAUGUAUGCCUCUAAACUGUCUCAAAAAUAAAUAUUUUUGAUUAUAAAUAAACUUUCUCAAAUAAU
Molecule: messenger RNA, 1799 nt
Organism: Clupea harengus (Atlantic herring)
Lineage: Eukaryota; Metazoa; Chordata; Actinopteri; Clupeiformes; Clupeidae
Gene: pgpep1
Product: pyroglutamyl-peptidase I
Biological process (GO): proteolysis
Cellular component (GO): cytosol
Molecular function (GO): pyroglutamyl-peptidase activity
Source: RefSeq, a predicted model, not a curated record